Tachysurus fulvidraco (yellow catfish) is the source of this 1219-nucleotide messenger RNA. RefSeq names its product bri3 binding protein (gene bri3bp). NCBI's taxonomy places the organism in Eukaryota, Metazoa, Chordata, Actinopteri, Siluriformes, Bagridae. The record is from RefSeq and is a predicted model, not a curated record. The transcript has 3 exons. Gene Ontology annotation, cellular component: mitochondrion. Bases 255 to 962 code for a protein of 235 amino acids.
GUUUGUGAACGAGGUUAGCUCAGAAAUUAACGGUUUUUUCCAGGAAACGCGGUUAAUAGCUUCAGCUUAGCGCUUUAUAUGAGCACAGAACAGUGUGUGUGUGUGUGUGUGUGUGUGUGUGUGUGAGAGAGAGUGUGUGUGUGAGUGAGUGACCAUCAGUGUGUGUGUAAGACCAUCAGUGUGUGUGUAAGACCAUCAGUGUGUGUGUGUGUAAGACCAUCAGUGUGUGUGUAAGACCAUCAGCGGUGUUGACGAUGAAGGCGGUGACAUUAACACUCAUGUUGUGCUGUUUACUGACGGCUGAAGCGGCGCGGAGCAGAAAGGAGUGGAGCAGCAGCGGGAGCAGCGGCAGCAGCAGCGGCCUGAGGAGAGCAGCGGGGGCCGUGUAUCAGGGGCUGGGCUCCGUGUUCGGGGACGACAACAUUAAAGCCUUAUAUAAGUUCUUCUCCAGGACCACUGAGCGGUUUGUACAUGGUGUGGAUUCGCUGCUGGACUCUCUGUGGAGGAGCUGGACUGACCUGCUGGAUGCUCUGGGCCUCGAUUCCUCCACCCUGUCUCAUUACUUCAGCCCGUCGUCAGUGUCAGGUUCUCCAUCUCGGGUGUUGUUGUUGCUGGGUGUGGUGUUCUUGGCGUACUGGUUUGUGUCCUUGGUUCUCGGGGCAGUGAUGCUGGUUCUGCGUGCCGUGUUGGGUCGCUUCUUUUGGGCGGCGCGUGUGCUGUUCUUUGCGCUCUCGUGCUUGUACGUGCUGCAGAAGUUUGAGGGCGACCCAGAGAAAGCGGUGCUCCCCCUGCUGGUCAUCAUGGGCGUGUACUUCCUGACAGGGCCGGUGUCUGCGUACUGGAGGAGACAGGGAGGCUCUAUGCUAGAGGAUAAGAUCGAUAACCUGGAGACGCAGGUACGACUCCUCAACAUCCGCCUCAGCAGGGUGAUCGACAACCUCGAACGCUCCGUCGACCAAUGAGGCGAUGGCAUUCAGGAAUUGCCAGGGGUGGGGUGGGGUGGGGUGGGGUUAGGGUCAACGUGUGGUUCUGGGUUUAACUUUCCUGUUAUGGUUCUGUAGGUUUCACACCAACACUCCGGUUGCUAGGCAGCUGGUCACUUAUACAUACACCACAUAGUAGUAGCUACACACUGAUGUUAGCUUUUUAAUAUGAAACUGAAUUUCUCACCUAUUCUGAUCGAACAGGAAAUACAGGAAUGGUUAAACAGGAAGUGACA